UGUUUUUAAAUCAAUGUUUAUAUAGUCCGGCUCACGAAUUAUAAUAAUACACUGGGUAAUUCUCAUGGUUGAAAUAUAUAACCCUUCUGCUAUAUUAUUUCUUAAUUCGUUAUUUUGAUCAAGUACCAAAAAAAAAUGGAAGAACUCGAAAGUAGUGAAGAAUCUCCAUUAAAACUACGUGGACUGGAUUUCGUUUUAAAAUCAAUUGAAUGUGAAAAAUAUAAAUCAAAACUUAUUGAAUAUGGAAUUGAUGAACAUAUUAUGGUCUAUUUAACAGCUUCAGACCUCAGACAAUUGGAUGUUAGUGAUACCGAUAUACCACUGAUGUUAGAGGCUAUAAACGUACUUAAUAAAACAUCAACAUUUAACAAGCUGAAACUAUCGAACGAAGAAAUAUCAAAACUACAAUCGAAUAUUUGUGGACAACUUGGAUCGAUCGCAAUCGCUCUCAACCAAAUGUAUUAUGUACUUUUAAACAAUCCUUAUGAGGAUAAGUUAAUUGAUGAUUACCUUUCGACAAUUGACGCUGCGUCAAUGAUAAAACCUUAUAUGAGAGCGGAAGAAGACAGCAUGAAAAAAACACUUAAAACUGUUUAUAAAAUGGAAAAAAAGGGAAAAUAUAGUUUGCUCACUGCUGCAGCCUGUUCUGUGGUUUUAUGUGGUUUCACUUUGGGAUAUUUUACAUUUUUUAAAGGAAAUACAAAAUGCAAUUCUAUCUUUUUUAAGUAUAUGCCAUUUAAAAUGCAAGAUAUUUAUUAAAAUUAAAUUUGAUAGAAAAUGGCAAUUUCAGUCAAUAUUUUUGCUAUUAAAAAUAUUUUAUUGUGUUAAUCUUAUCUAUGAUAAAUAACGUUUUUACUAACAUGUUAUAUGUCUAUAUCAUUUUUUAACUGUGAAUAAAAAGAACUAAAUAAGUCCUA
This is a messenger RNA of Adelges cooleyi (spruce gall adelgid), 917 nucleotides long. RefSeq lists its product as uncharacterized. Gene Ontology annotation, molecular function: protein binding. The transcript has 4 exons. The coding region runs from base 136 to 759 and encodes 207 amino acids. NCBI's taxonomy places the organism in Eukaryota, Metazoa, Arthropoda, Insecta, Hemiptera, Adelgidae. The record is from RefSeq and is a predicted model, not a curated record.